Molecule: messenger RNA, 8183 nt
Organism: Monodelphis domestica (gray short-tailed opossum)
Lineage: Eukaryota; Metazoa; Chordata; Mammalia; Didelphimorphia; Didelphidae
Gene: LRRC58
Product: leucine rich repeat containing 58
Cellular component (GO): cytoplasm
Molecular function (GO): protein binding
Source: RefSeq, a predicted model, not a curated record
AAAUCAUACCUUUUUAAUUCAAUAUUAUAAAGAAGGCAUUUGCUUUUUUAAAAUGCUGAUCCAUUUGUUUUAUUUAUUUAUUUUUAAACCCUAAUUUUCCAUCUUGGAAUCAAAGCAGAAGAGUGGAGGGGGCUAGACAAUGGAGGGAGAUUAAGUGACUUGCACAGUGUCACACAACUAGAUAGUGUCUGAGGCCAGAUUUGAACUCUCUAGGUCUGGCUCCCAACCAACUGAGCCACCCAGCUGCUCCCCUAAUCCAUUUGUUUCAUAUGCCUUCAAUACUUGUCAAAACAAUAUAAUCAGCUUUUAACCAAUGAAGAAAUUAUAUUAAGUCAGAAAUCCUGAAUCAAAUUAGAAACUGUCAACAUGGAAAUCUAGUCCCCAGUUUAUUUAGUUGGGAGGUAGAAACCCCAGGUUUUGACCUUGUCACAGGAGAGGUUUCCCCCUGAGGAAAUGUCCCACUUCACCAGACAAUAGACAAUCCACUUCAGGUGGGAGAUAAACCCAAUCUGAAGUCGAGUGACUCUUUGUCUCCAGAACCCUUUCCCAGUUUAUUACAGGAGGGGUCAGCUGGGUAGCUCAGUGGAUUAAGAGCCAGGCCUAGAGAUGGGAGGUCCUCCAUUCAAAUUUGACCUCAGAUACUUCCCAGCUGUGUGACCCUGGACAAAUCACUUAAUCCCCAUUGCCUGGGCAUUGUCGGGUGAAGUAGGUCCUUCCCUCAGGGGAAAAACUCUUCAGUGACAAGGUCAAAACCUGGGGUUUCUACAACCCAACUAAAUAAACUGGGCACUUCUGGUUGACACCACUGUGCUACCCAGCUGCCCCCAGUAUAAAUUCUCAGAUAGAAGAGGCAAUAGGAAGUGAGUGACUUGCCCAAGGACAAAUGAAAUAGUGGAUUGAAAUAGUGGGGCACACUGAGGUGUGUGGAUGAUACCUCAGUCCCCUUUUAGUGCACUGGGUCAGCCACAAUUAAGUCUUUUAAGCAGUUGUAAAAACUAAAAGGUUUAUUGAUAAAUAAGAGGGAGGGAGGAUUUAGGAUUGAGGAUGCCCUAAUCAUUCAUUCUUCCAUGAACUGGAUAUAUGGAGAGUGUAAACCUUGAAAAACAUAGAACCACCAAAGUAGUUAGAAAGAACAAGUCUUUAAUCAGGACAAGGAAGACAACACUCUGAUUGGUCACUACACAGAGUUAAGGGCCAGAAAAUGCACAGAGCCAAAGUUCUGGGUCUCUGGGAACAGUGUCUCUGGGGAAAAUCCUACAAAGAUUUCCCCCAGAAAAGAAGAACUUGGGGUCUUAUAUACCUUGUGGGGAAUAUAAUUGGACAAAAAAGGUUCAAUUGAUUAGCUUUAGUAUGGACACAAGAGAAAAGUCAUACAAUGGAAGAAACUCCUAGAACAAAAAAGGGUAUAAUUACAUCUACUAAUUCUAUCUCAGCUGAGAUCAAUAAAUACUCAAAAGGUUUAUUGUUCAGUCUGAGACAAGGUCAGUGUGGGACUUCCCUUAAGGCAAGUUCCCAAAGAACCUGAGCAAACUUGGGGGUAUAACUAAUGGUCAACUAGUACCCACGCAAAAUCAAAGGAAUUUAGGACUUUUAGGCCUCAUCUGACUGCCAGUUUGGGUGAGUUCCUAAGUGGUCAGUUUGUUUGAGACAUCUGGGUGCAACAAUCCCAGGAUGAUUUCUCUAGUGGAAGAAGGAAGCCUACCUCAGCCCAUAAGGCAGUGGUUCUCAACCUUUCUAAUGCCGUGACCCCACAAUACAGUUCCUCAUGUUGCGGUGACCCCCAAACCAAAACAUGAUUUUGGUGGCUACUUCAAAACUGUAAUUUUGCUAGUUAUGAUUCGGAAUGUAAAUGCCUGCUAUGCAUUAUGUAUUCUCAUGGCUACAAAUUGAGAGGUUGAGAACCGCUGCUAUAAGGAAACAUCUUAUAAGUGGUAUACUCCCUAAAGCCUGGAUGGUGUGGGUACUUUUUUUUUCUUUAACAUAAAGGGGAGAGGGUGUAAAGAUCCUUAAAAAAUGAAAGACGCUUGUAAAUCGAUAGUUGGAAGCUUGUGGCAUCAGUUGUAAUUGAAUUCUCAAUGACCAAACAUUACAAACUUUGCAUUGGAUCAGGGUACAACCUGCCAAGUGAAAGAGCUUCCGUGAAACAGUAUUGGCAAAACUCAAAUGGGUCAAAGACCUUAGUGUGACCUGGGGAGUGGGGAUGGGGCUGGAGGUGAGAAGUGAAAACAAUUCUGCUACAGCCAGAGGAAUUUGCACCAGUAACUACGAACUAUUUAUACAAGCACAGGCGAGGUUCAUCUUCCUUAGCAUUACUUAAGCUCACAAAAGUUCCACUUGGACACGGUAGAUGCCUAUGCCUCAUGACAGCCAGGUUAAACCAAGUGGCAUACAGAGCUCUUGCUGGGAGACAGUCAGGCAGAAGCUGAGACAAGAGGCUUGCUAAGUCUUUUCUCGGUCCUCCUGUGCCAGCGGGAGCUGCUGGCCCAGAGGGAUGCCCGGACUUCAAACUUCCAGAAUUGGGUAUCUCAGAGACUCGCAACUUGAUUCUGGUCUCUACUGGGGCGGAGGGGGCGGUCUGGAGUCGUUCCGAGCCCUCCCUCCUUCCCACCCCCGUAAUUAGCAUUUAGGAAUAAUCCUCCUGCCCCGACGCAGCUCCCAAAGGCUGUUUACUCAAGUUCCGGGGUCCUGGCGGAAGCCGCCCGAGACCGUGUAUCGCGCACAAUCCUCGCAUUGCCCGAACAGGAAAUAGGCGGGGCGUAUCCUGGUUACAGGGCCGCUUGCUAGUCUGCGAGAGAUUGGGAAGGAUGGAGGAGGCCGGAGCGGCGGCGGCCGUGGCCGCCGGAGCUGGGCCCGGGGCCUCUGAGUCGGAACUGAACCUGUCUCGCUUGGGCGUGUCCCCGGAGGCCCUGGCGCUGGAGCUGGAGGUGCGGGCUGAGGAGCGGCGGGGGUCCCGCGAGACGCAGCGGCUGCUGCUGCCGCAUAACCGGCUGGUGUCGCUGCCGCGGACGCUGGGCGCCAGCUUCCCGCAACUGCAGCUGCUCGAUGUGAGCGGCAACGGGUUAGUGGCGUUGGGGCCCGAGCUGCUGGCCCUGCGCUGCCUGCGCACGCUGCUGGCCAAGAACAACCGACUCGGCGGGCCCGGUUCCCUGCCUAAGGGCCUGGCCCAGGCGCCGCUCUGCCGUACUCUGCAGGUGCUCAACCUUAGCGGCAACUGUUUUCAGGAGCUGCCCCCCGCGCUGCUGGAGAUGAGGGCGCUACAGACGCUCAGCCUCGGUGGCAACCAGCUUCACACCAUCCCGCCCGAGAUCGAGAAUCUCCGCAGCUUAGAGUUUUUGUACCUCGGAGGGAAUUUCAUCAGAGAGAUCCCACCAGAAUUAGCAAACCUGCCUUCCUUGAAUCAUUUGGUGUUGUGUGACAACAAGAUUCAAAGUGUGCCUCCUCAGCUAGCCCAGUUGAAUUCCCUUCGUUCCCUUAGCCUCCAUAAUAACCUUCUGACAUACCUGCCUCGGGAGAUUCUUAGCCUAGUACAUUUGCAAGAAUUGAGUUUGCGAGGUAAUCCCUUGGUGGUUCGUUUUGUCAGAGAUUUAACUUACGACCCACCAACUCUCCUGGAAUUAGCUGGUCGGACCAUUAAAACUCGAAAUAUUGCCUACACUCCUUGUGACCUUCCUGGAAACCUUGUUCGAUACUUGGAUUUAGCCAGCAACUGCCCAAACCCAAAGUGUGGAGGUGUCUACUUUGAUUGUUGUGUUAGACAAAUCAAGUUUGUGGACUUCUGUGGGAAGUACCGUCUCCCGCUGAUGCACUACCUAUGUUCUCCAGAGUGCUCUUCCCCUUGCAGCUCAGCUUCUCACAGCUCCACGUCCCAGAGCGAGUCCGACUCGGAAGAUGAGGCAAGUGUUGCUGCCCACAGGAUGCAGAAAGUUCUUCUUGGAUGAGAAGGGCCAGAGAAGUGUAUCUAAAACACUAAAACUGGACAGAAUUGGUUAGAAAAACCAAUAAUAUAUAACUUGAAGUUGUUGAAAAAGCAAUGAGGUCGCCAGGAUUUGAGGUUCACAGCCUCAUCUUGGAUGCUAAUGGCUCAACUGAAGAGGAUCUGGACACACCUUGUGUUGUGCCAAUUUGUUCAACAGGAAUUAAUCCAAUUCCAUAUGUGGUUCUUUUAAUAGAUAUAAUUUGCACAAAACUGACAUUUCAAGUCUUUGAUAAAAGACAUUAGGAUCAAUAGAUUGCUUCUUUUUGUAUGUGAAAUGGCAUGUCACAAAGUGGUUUAUUCUGAGGUGCCACUACCAUGAUAAACUAUGAAUGGUAUAAUUUGGGAGAGAUGUUGAGCUGGAAAUAAUAGAAGGAAAAACUCAGUGUUAAAAUGAUCAGUCAUCUUUGUGUCCCUCUCUGCUAUAUACCACAACCCUAGGAUUAUUCCACCUUCAUAUAAAAUCUAGUCAUCUAGAUUUUCAAAUGACUUUAUAGAACCCAUGGCCCCUUGGGUCCUUUGGGACCUUCAAACUGAGAGUUUGAAGAGUAUAUAAUCUUUGUCCAAGUGUUCCUGCUUCUCUUAGUUUGCUGUGUUAUCCUCAUUUCAUUCUACCUCUUUGUCCUGGCUGUGUACCUUUGGCUUGACAAGGAUAUGGGGCAGUUUAUCCCAGACUUGGUGCUACCACAGCCUGUAGCCUUAUUUGUGUAUACUAUGCAAGGAACUUUACAAUGUGCUUUAACACUGCUAGUAGAGCAAAUAAAUUCCUACUCAUAAUCUAAGCUCAUUACUGCCUUAUGUUUUUCCCCCCUUUUACCUUUUAAACAAGAAAGUUUUCUAUUUGCUCCUUAAGAGGGAGGGAGCAUACUUGUUUCCAAUUUGGAAAAACCAUAUUUCAUGAAAAAUUGGAGGAACAUUCUUGCCUCUACUGUAGAAUAAGGCUAAAUUGAUGAGGAAAGUUGAGACCUCUGUAACUCUAAAUUAAAUUAAUCUUGUUUUAUUUAUUUCCUUUACUAGAUUCUUAUACUAAUUUUUUUGCUAGGAAACUAAGAUAAAUGAUACAACCUUUGGGGUUGUAUGUUUAGUGCACAUAUAUCAGGAGUAAUAAUAAAGCUGCAUGUUUACAAAGCACUUAAGGAAAUGCCCUCCCAUGAUUGUAUUUAGUUCUACUGUCCUGUAAAGAGGUGGGAAUGAAUAUUAUUUCCCCUUGGGCAUUAAGUGACAUGCAUGGCAGAGCCAGGGACUAAAACCUGACUUUUCUAACUCCUGUUCAGUGUUUUUUCCACUAACCAGACUGCUUCUCACUUUACUAGGCAAUUUUAUAUCAAAUAAUAUUAUCAUUAUUUGCACUUUUUUGUAUGUUGAAAAGUUUACUGGAGAGCAUUACAGAUGUAACAUGCUUUGGUAUAAAGUACUGAUCAAGAUAACACAAAUAGGUCAGAAAGAAGGAGAAUGAAUCUAUUUGGGAAACCAGAACUAACUGCGAGGUGAAUACUUAAAAUUGAGGCUGUAUCUACACAAUCUAAAAGGCAUUUAGAAAUAGGUAAUUAAUUGGUUCUUGAAUGCCUCUAAAGCAUUCAUUUUCUAGACUUUGGAAUCUCACCGUGGCCUUUGUCCCAUUGAAAUAGUACAUUUGGUAAUAAUUAAGAUAAUAAAAUUAAUGGGGACCAAGUUCUAUUCCUUUAGUUUAGACUCUCCUUAUUUCUUACCUUAUAGCUGAAAAUGCCAUAGACGUCUACAAAUGCUCUUUGAUGGUUAAUGGAGAUGUGGUAUUUUACACAGCAGCACAUCUUCCCAUCUAGAGAAGCGAGAUCCCCAUGUAAAUUUUUUCAAGUUAUGAAUGGGUAUAGUCAGAAAAACAAUUUAUUUUCCUGUUUAUAAUCUAUGAUAAAAGUGAAUUUGAACAAAAAUUAUAUGACUGUCCAUUUAGAGUACUCAGUAUAUAUAUCAUAUAAUAUAUAUAUGUGAUUUGUAAUUAUCUUUGAUAAAUGGAAUCAACAGAUAGCUGAAAAUUGGUGGAGUUAACCAAAUUUUUUACGUGAACUAAUAGAUAAUAUUUGACCUUCUUGUCACAAUCUUUCUCUAACAGAUAUGCUAGAGAUCGCUGAUAUAUCCAGAAGGCAAAGCAACUAGCAGGGGUAGGGAGGACACAAAGGAAGUGGAUGCCAGGGUCAAAAUAAUCCUCAAUAUUAUCUAGAGUUCACUCUAAGGUGAAAUGAGUUUCCAUUUCUUUAGUUUCUGUAGUUGUGUUAUUAUGUUUAAGCUAUAUUUUUUAGUCCAUUAUUUUUGUUUUGUUUUUUCUCCCAAGGAUUUUUAUGUUGAAAUAAGUUUUCUCUAAUCCAUAAUAUUUAGUUAUUGUUAUAAAGUUUAAACUUUUUGUGUGCAGUUUACCAGACCAUUUCAUAUUUUUAUUUUUAGAGUACAUUUUUUGAAAAUGUUUGUAUAUUCGUAGGCAUACUCUGCAAAAUCUAAUUCUUACAGCUUUAUUGAACAAAUUCAGAAUGUGUUCCCUUAUCUUGCCCUUAAUUUUAAUCAUCCUGUUUUUUGGUGUUACACUUGACUGCUUUGUAGUAGAAAUAGGUCCAGUAAUAGCUUAUUUAAUUUUAAAUGUGUGCUGUACAAUUUAGCGACAUCAUUCUUAAUAUUUUUUUCCUACAGAAUUUCAAACUUAAUAGAACUACUCACAUAGGGAGCUUGAACAUUCAGUUUCUUUUACAAUGCCAGAUUUUGGUUGCAGUAUAUCCAUAAUUAAAUAGCAGCUCCCACCCACUAAGAGCAGUGACGGCAAACCUUUGAAACACCUUAGAGACCCCUCACUCUGCAUGUGAGCCCCUCUGCCUUACCCCAGACAGGGAAGAGAGGAAGCACUCCUUUUGGGCUGCUGGGCAGAGGGGUGAAUCGUGUGAAAUGUCCUCAGGUGUGUGUGGAGACCUCCCCCUCCAGCUCGUGUGCCAUAGGUUCACCAACACAACAAUGUCAUUGUGUACUCCAGCUCUGUAACACAUGGUGAAUUCAUGGAUAAAAGAAAAGAAUUGGAGGUGGUGGGACAGAAGUAGGACAAAGCCCAGAAAAUCAGUGGGAAGCUUUUGCUUUACAGUUGGAAUGCUGCUUUGGGGUAGGAGUAAGACCUCAUUAAUUUGGAAUUUGUGGUCAUUAAGACAGAGCUGGGCUGAAGUUUAGCCUUGCAGAAUCUAGGAAAGGGGGAUACUGAAGCAAGUUAUUAGGCUCUGCAAGGUUUGACCAAUUAAAGGAAAUGUAUUUUUAAAGCACUUUAGCAUUAGCCAGUUUACAAAAAUGAACUAAUCACCAUUUGACACCUGUUUUAGAAUGCCCAAUAGUACCUCUUUUGGCUGAGUUGUAUAUGCUUAAAAUAAUAAAGCCAUUUUUUGAAAUGUUAACUUUGCAUUAUUAGACAGCCCUUCCCCCCAGUUAGGCCAAAUUAGUGCCUUUUUCUUAUAUUUAGUCAAAAAUAUCCAUGAAAAACCAUGUUAAUUUCCAGACUGUCUAAUCAGGGUUCAAAUACCUUUGGAUUGUGCCAGUACUAGUCUGUUUUAGGCAAAAAAAAUACAGUUGUAAAAUCACAAUAGCAGUCAUUUAAAUAUAGUGACUAUUAAUGUAAACAAAUAAUAGACUUAGGCCUAUUGGAAAUACAUCUGGGAUCUAAUCACCACAGGGCUAGAGUUUGAGGAAGCAACAAGACUGGCUAGGUUCCUGUGAAGGUUUUUCUUUCCCAGUAAAAGACUUCAAGCUAUGAUUUAUGCAAUGACAAGUGCCUUGAACUAACACUAACGAAUUGAUAAGAAUCUGAUAGGAGGACAAGUUUCUGUUAUUAGUAAAAGGUAAUAGCAGUUCUCAACAACUAAACAUUUCUAUUGUCAAAUAGUAAUGCUUUUUCUUUUAUUAUUGGAAAAAUUGCAGUAUCUUUGUGGAUAUUCGUUUCCUUUGUAAAUACUGUAAUCAAAAAGGAGUAUGAAAUAGUUUAUAAUACACAAGGGUCUUCCUCUUUUUUUCCUGUUUCUCCAUAGUCCAUAUUUACUAAGAAUUGAAGCAUAAGAUACUAUGUAACUGGUAAUCAGUUUUUUUCAAAUAUGUAUUGAGCCACUCACUGCUUUGGAUACUGUAAAGUUUACAUAAUCUUAAGGUAGAUGUGGUCCCUUUCGUUGAAAGGAUAUUAUUCAAUCCAAAAGCUAAUAAAAUAUUAUUUUGAGCA